Messenger RNA from Apus apus (common swift), 1815 nucleotides. RefSeq names its product Nedd4 family interacting protein 1 (gene NDFIP1). Gene Ontology annotation, molecular function: WW domain binding. Gene Ontology annotation, cellular component: perinuclear region of cytoplasm; Golgi apparatus; endoplasmic reticulum. The coding region runs from base 121 to 762 and encodes 213 amino acids. NCBI's taxonomy places the organism in Eukaryota, Metazoa, Chordata, Aves, Apodiformes, Apodidae. The transcript is spliced from 8 exons. Gene Ontology annotation, biological process: vacuolar transport; positive regulation of protein ubiquitination; metal ion transport. The record is from RefSeq and is a predicted model, not a curated record.
CGGGAGCGGAGCCCGCAGCGAGGAGCCCCCGCUGCCGCCGCCUCCCUGCGCAGCUGCCCGCUGGGGCAGCGCCGCCGAGCCCCGUCCCGCCCCGCCGCUGCCUCCGCCCCGCCGAGCGCCAUGGCGGCCGCCGAGCCCCGCAGCGGCCGCUACCAGCAGCUGCAGAAUGAAGAGGAGCCAGGCGAGGCUGCCCCGGUGGUGAACGACGCGCCGCCGCCCUACAGCAGCAUUUCUGCCGAGGGUACAGCUUAUUUUGACUACAAGGAUGAGUCAGGGUUUCCUAAGCCUCCAUCUUACAACGUGGCCACAACACUGCCUAGUUAUGAUGAGGCGGAGAGAACCAAGGCUGAAGCCACAAUCCCCCUGGUUCCUGGGCGGGAUGAUGACUUUGUGACACGGGAUGACUUUGAUGACACUGACCAGCUGAGGAUAGGAAAUGAUGGUAUUUUCAUGCUGACUUUCUUCAUGGCAUUCCUCUUCAACUGGAUUGGAUUUUUCCUGUCUUUCUGUCUGACUACAUCAGCUGCAGGACGAUACGGGGCCAUUUCUGGGUUUGGACUGUCUCUUAUCAAAUGGAUCCUUAUUGUCAGGUUCUCCACCUAUUUUCCUGGUUACUUUGAUGGCCAGUAUUGGCUCUGGUGGGUCUUCCUUGUACUAGGUUUUCUGCUGUUCCUCAGAGGAUUCAUUAAUUAUGCAAAGGUUAGGAAGAUGCCAGAUACUUUUUCCACUCUCCCCAGAACCAGAGUUCUCUUUAUUUACUAAAGAUGUUUUCUGGCAAACGUCUUCCUGCCUUAGUGAACUACCCCUCAAGAAGCAACAGGACACCUGCAGGAAGUGAAUCAAGACUCUGGAGCAGAAGAAAAAAAAAAAAUCCUCACCUGCUUUAAAAUAAAAAUAAACAAAUAAAGAAAUAAAAGUACUGUUGGGAAAAAAAAGAAAAAAAAAAAAAGGAAGGAGAAGCAUUUCUUUCUGUUUGUUUCUAGGUGUAAAAUUUUAAUAAUUAAUGCAGAAUUCUGUAAUCAUAGUGGCUAAUGUUUGAAAAAGCUAUUGCAGUGAGUCUGUGACGUGCUCGUACAGCCUCUCCCGGGCCGUGUCUGUCGUGCUGUGGGUCGCCUGAGCCUGUCCCCGGGGCCAGCAGGGGACACACUUGCUUUAGUUCCUCCUCCUCCUCCUGGCCCCGGGCUCUGCUCUGGCCUCUGCAGCCUGCACAGCCCCGGGGGAGCACAGGGCUGGAGGGGUGGCAGUGUGAGGACAAGGGGUGGCAGUGCUGUGAGGACAAGGGGUGGCAUCCCUGCGGCUGCACCUUUCUGCUGCUCACACCCAACAGCACCCGUGCUGGCUGUGGCUGGGAGGGUCCCUGCAGGGCAGACCCUCCAGGUGCCCUGGGGCCAGGGGGUUGGUUUGAAGGCAGCACAAACAUUAAUUUUUUUACCAGUCUGUAUCCUCAGUGUUGUCCCAUUCUUCACUUCCACACUCCCUACUUUUCAGGCUCUAUAGGGAUUUUCACAGCACACCUUGGUAGUGUGAAAAUGAAAGAUGACAUUGCAACUUUGUAUAAAAAAAUUACCUUGCAAAACAAAGCUCAUUUUUAUUUUUCUCUUUUUUUUCCCUUUGGCUUGGGACUUUUGAGACAAUUCCUAACAUACUUGUAAUUCUUGCUUUCAUAAUUUGUGUUAGCAGAGACUAUGAUGUGUUAUAACUGUAGAUUUAACGUGCACUUUUGUGCUUUCUGCCAAGUGGUAAUUCACUUUGGAGUUUUACUAUGUUAAAACUGUAAAUAUAGCAGAACAUUAAUAAAUGUCACUUAUGUAGCAA